Molecule: messenger RNA, 3968 nt
Organism: Somion occarium
Lineage: Eukaryota; Fungi; Basidiomycota; Agaricomycetes; Polyporales; Cerrenaceae
Source: the annotation of a GenBank genome assembly
GCGCCCAUGCACACGAUCAGCCAGAAUUUUCGACGGCUUCUUGAAUCUGGACGUCCAUCGCGGUGACUCGCUGGGAUAGUUUAUAGACUCACCGACUCAUCGAUUGCUGGGUCACGGCAAUCGACAAGACCAUCAAAAGGAGGCCGUCGUAGCAAGACAUCAUUCUGUGGCCCACGUUCACAUUCUACCCUUCUCGACUCUCGAGAAUCUGUAUAUUAUCCCGCUGUAUCAGUACCUCUUCCACAACUAGAAUCAUGGCCGCUUCAAGAAACACUAUAGAACUUGCACAGACAGGCAAACGCGAUCACUUGAUAUCCCUCGAACGAAAAUACCAGGAGCGAUGGCAGAAUGAACGUAUCUUUGAAGUCAAUGCACCCACAGAAGAAGAGACCGCGGGGCUCACGCCUACUCAAAUCAAGGAGAAGUUUCCGAAAUGGUUUGGUAACUUCCCAUACCCAUACAUGAACGGAUCGCUGCACUUGGGACAUGCGUUUACGAUCUCGAAAAUCGAGUUUGCUGCUGGGUUUCAGAGGAUGUUGGGAAAGAGAGUGUUGUUUCCACAUGGAUUCCAUUGCACGGGUAUGCCAAUCAAGGCCGCCUCGGAUAAAAUCAUUCGCGAGAUUGAGCUUUUCGGCGAGAACUUCGAACGCUUCAACCCCGAUGCCGAAGAGGAGUCUCUAGAUGCUGCACCUGCACCGACGGAAAGCACGGCUGGUGUGCAUGGCAAACUGGACAAGGCAAAGAAGGGCAAGGUGGCUGCAAAAGCAACUGGCUUGAAGUACCAGUUCCAAAUUAUGGAGUCAAUCGGGGUGCCGCGUGAAGACAUCAAGAAGUUUGCGGAUCCCUACUACUGGAUGACUUAUUUCCCUCCCAUGUGUAUUUCGGACAACAACGCGUUUGGUUCACGUAUCGAUUGGCGUCGCUCUUUCAUCACCACCGAUGCCAACCCCUACUAUGACUCGUUCGUCCGAUGGCAACUCAAGAAACUCUACGCUAUGGGCAAAGUCAAGUUCGGCGAGCGCUACACCAUUUACUCCCCGAAGGAUGGCCAACCUUGUAUGGACCACGAUCGUGCGGAGGGUGAGGCUCUGAACCCCCAAGAGUAUACUGCUAUCAAGAUGGAAAUCGUGCAAUGGAGCGAUGCUGUCCAAAAGGUUGAUAUCGAUUCCAAGCUGGGCGGACGGAAAGUGUUUUUGGUUGCCGCAACCCUGAGACCUGAGACCAUGUACGGUCAGACGAAUUGUUUCGUGGGCCCGGAUCUGAAGUACGGCGUAUUCGCGGCAAAUGACAAGGAGGCGUAUGUCUGCACCACAAGGGCGGCAAGAAAUAUGGCGUUCCAGGGUACCUUCGAUGUUCAAGGGCAGGUCAAUCAGUUGUUUGAGCUUCUUGGAUCCGCGAUCGUUGGUACGAAGAUCAAGGCGCCGUUCGCUCUGAACCCUGAGGUCUACGUUUUGCCGAUGGAGAGCGUCUUGGCGAGCAAGGGUACUGGUGUAGUCACGUCUGUACCCUCCGACUCGCCGGAUGACUUUGCAACUCUCACGGACCUCAAGAAGAAACCAGAGUACUACAAGAUCGAUCCAUUGUGGUGUGCUAUUGACCCGGUACCGGUUAUCAGCACACCUACUUAUGGCGAGAUGACUGCGCCUGCGCUCGUGAAGCAAUUGAAGAUCCAAUCUGCCAAGGAUGCAAAGCAGUUGGCCGAGGCCAAGGAGCUGGCGUACAAGGAGGGAUUCUACAAUGGCACCAUGUUGAUCGGCGAGUUCAAGGGUGAAAGCGUGCAGGAUGCCAAGCCAAAAGUCAGGGAGAGUAUGAUUAAAGCUGGUGUAGCGUUCCCGUAUGCAGAGCCCGAAGGUUUGGUCAUUUCGAGAAGUGGAGAUGAGUGUGUGGUUGCGCUGAUGGACCAGUGGUACCUGGACUACGGCGAAUCUGUGUGGAGAGCCCAGACUGAGAAGUUGUUGUCCAAGUUGGAUACCUACGGUUCCGAGACAAGGAACGGCUUUGAAGGCGUGCUUGCCUGGUUGAAUAAGUGGGCUUGUGCGAGGACUUAUGGUUUGGGAACCAAACUUCCUUGGGAUCCUCAGUUCUUGGUCGAGAGUUUGAGCGACUCGACGAUGUACAUGGCCUACUAUACCAUCGCUCACUUCCUGCACAGUGAAUGGAACGGCAGUAAACCUGGCUCUCUGAACAUCACUCCUGACCAAAUGACGGAAGAGGUGUGGGAAUAUGUUUUCAGCAACGGGCCGUUCCCCUCGUCCUCCAUUAUCGCCAAGGAGAAACUUCAGAAAAUGCGUCACGAGUUCGAAUACUUCUAUCCCUUCGACAUUCGUUCCUCAGGCAAAGACCUCAUUCCCAACCACUUGACGUUCUGCCUUUACACUCAUGCCGUCAUGUUCCCUGAAGAGAAAUGGCCGUUGAGCAUCCGUACCAACGGACAUUUGAUGUUGAACGGUCAAAAGAUGAGCAAGAGCAAGGGUAACACCUUGACGAUGCGUCAGAGUAUCGAGAAAUUCGGUGCUGAUGCUUCGAGGGUGAGCUUGGCUGAUGCGGGUGACGGUAUCGAAGACGCCAACUUUGAUGAGAAGACGGCGAAUGCGAACAUUCUCCGCUUGCAUACUUUGAUGUUAUGGUGUGAGGAGAUGGUGCAUCAUGAUACUAAGUUGAGGCAGGGGGAGAAGAACUUCCAUGAUUCCGUCUUUGAGGAUGAGGUGAAUAACUUGGUCAACAUCACCAAGGGCCACUACGAUCAGUACAACUUCAAGGACGCGUUGAAGUACGGCUUCUACGAACUCCAAUCUGCUCGUGACUGGUACCGUGAAGUAACAUCUGACGUCGGCAUGCACCACGAUCUUGUCCAAUACUGGAUCCGUAUCGCAACCCUCCUUAUCUUGCCCGUUGCCCCCCACUUCUCAGAACACAUAUGGAGCACUGUCCUGAAGGAACCGAAGUCCGUGCAAUUCGCGCUGUGGCCAGAAAUCUCGAAGCCUGUCGACAGGACGAUCAUCGACGCUGGCGUAUACAUGCGCGACACAACAAAGACGAUGCGUGAUGCGGAGCUGUCUUUGUUGAAGAAGAUGAACAAGGGCAAGGGCGCACAGGCACCGUACGAUCCCAAGAAGCCCAAGGCGGUCAGGAUUUACGUUGCGACCAGGUUCCCCGAGUGGCAAGAUGGCUGUGUUCAAGUCGUGAAAGAUGCAUACGACCCGGAGAGAGAGAAGGUUGAUGAUGCGAAGGUUAGGGGGUUAUUGAUCCAAAGGGGCAUGAUCAAGGACAAGAAGGCUAUGCCCUUCAUCCAAGCAUUCAAAAAACGUAUCGCGGAGUUCGGCGCUACAACAGCUUUCAACCGAACUGUUCCUUUCUCUGAGGUUGAGGUAUUGCGGGAGUUCCUGCCUUACCUGAAGCGUACCCUUGGUCUCGUCGAUGCUGAGAUCUACUUCGCGGACGACGCCAAAGCCAAGGAGGAACCUGGUUUCACCAAGAACAUCAUUGACUCUGCGGAACCCGGUGCACCAGCGUUCGAAUAUCGGAAUGUCUGAAUAGGCCCCGUCGUUGAUUGCUGCAAAGAACGUAUCCACCCAUAUAUCAAGUAGAGUAGCUUCAUUUACAUAAGUUAUGUCAAGCAUUUCGUCACCUUAACCCAACGUUCGCUAUGAAUGGCUCGAUAAUGAGCAGCAGGUAUGUCACUUCCCGAUCGCGGUAUGGACUUGCCUAUGCAGGGAGAUACACAUACUGCUCCUACACAUACUUCAGCUCCCGAGGAUCCUCGUUGAAAGUAUUCCAUCUGCUUUCGGUACACUCUCGACCACAAGGUUCCUCAAUUCAGUGAAUGUACUCAUUCGACUCGUCUCGCUGAAGCUCUGUUAUAUCUUCUGGUAUGUGUCCAUGAUCUUGUUUAUUUCUUUAGUUCGUUCCAAAGUGCCAUCCUCAUUCCCCGGUUCCAGCAGUGUAUUUAUCGCCGUCUCUAAAACGCU